UUCAUACAACCACUAUCUCUUCGUGAUACAUGUGAAAACGAAAAUGAUAUUUCAUUCGUUCAUAAUUUUGUUAUUUGCAUGUCUACAAAGCAUAGGUAGUUCUCAGAGUCCUGUACGUGUGAAUGUGACAAUCGCUUAUGAAUCCCUUUGCCCAGACAGUAAAAGGUUUUUCCAUAAGCAGUUUGUUCCAACUUUUAACAGGUUGUCUAACUAUAUGAAUGUAAAGUUUCUACCAUUUGGAAAUGAACUGAUUAGUAGAUUACCAAGUAAAGUCAAAUUCGAAUGUCAACAUGGCCCAAAUGAAUGCUACAGAAACAAGAUUCAAGCAUGUUUCAUAGCAUAUGAUGGAAACACAACAAAUCAAGUAAAAUUCAUCAACUGUGCAUUUGAUGUUAAAAAGGCAAAGAAACACGUUGAAAACUGUUUUGACGAUGAGAACUUUCACAGUAAAAUUAAACACUGCGCAGAUGGAAUAAUGGGUGAUGAAUUACUUUUGAAGACUGGACUCGAAACGCCUGCUCAUUCCUUUAUUCCCUGGAUUGUCAUUAAUGGUAAAAGUGGGAAGAACUUCAACAAGCGAGCUUUUGAACAUUUUAUGAACGUUAUUUGUGAUGAGCUUCGGGCAGAUAAACCUGACGAGUGCAAAUAAUGAUAUAUUGGAAAGAAAGUCUUGAAGUAGGGAAAAGAAUAUAGAAAGAAAGAAAAAACAAAAACAAUGUAAAAUAAAAAAAUUGUUGCAAUUUGUUUGAAAUUUGUAAAACCACUUUUAAAAGUUUGGUUUGGAAAUGUGGAGAAAUAACGAAAUAAAUUAUUUAUUAUUAUUAGUUUAUGGAA
Molecule: messenger RNA, 834 nt
Organism: Parasteatoda tepidariorum (common house spider)
Lineage: Eukaryota; Metazoa; Arthropoda; Arachnida; Araneae; Theridiidae
Product: GILT-like protein 1
Molecular function (GO): oxidoreductase activity, acting on a sulfur group of donors, disulfide as acceptor
Source: RefSeq, a predicted model, not a curated record